UUAAAAUAAAAACGCAUUGCGAUCUAUACAUCAAAUGUGUGUGGGUGCGUAUAAACUGUAGUUUUUGUAAUAGUCAUCUUAUGUACCAAUUAAUACAAAAGAUAAUUAGCUUAAAAUGUAGAGUUGCGAUUUGAAAGCAGCUAAGUGUCGUGCGAAAAUGGACCUAGAAAUAUGCAGUUAUUAUUUUAUUUUAUUGAAAUGCCACAAAUCUAAAUUUAACUUAAUUUUAACAUAACAUGUGGUUAGAAUCGUUUAAUAUAUAUAUUUAUGCUUUAAAACAAUUUUAAUGAUCUUAAAUUUACUAAUUUCAAUAAAUUAUUUAUAAAAAACACAAAUGAUGUACAUAUAUAAAGGCUGUAAUCUUAUACAUAUUUUUUGUGUGUAAACCAAUAGCAGGAAACACCAAACAUACAGUCGCACCUGUGAAUCCAUUUAUUGAAAUGUAUUGAAUCACAUCAGCGAGUUGAUUUCAUGUAAUUUUUCUACAUGCAUAUUUUAUAUUUAAUUUUUCAACUAAAUAUUUAUUUUCUGCUUAAAACAACAACAUAUACCAUUCUAACAUGUUUUGCUUAGAUCUAUUCUCUAAGAAAUAUUCACACCUUAGGCUUAAUGUAACAGCUAAAUUUCGCAAUGUAUAAAUGAAAGUAAUAUAUUUUAGAUUUUUAAUUUAUUCAUAAUAAUUCAUAAAUGAAAUUUAAUAUACUAUAUGGGUUUAUCUUACAUACAUAAGCAUUUACUAUAUACAUAUGCAAGUUUUUUUUUUUUUUAUUGGUAUCAAGAUUUACUGUUGAUGCAAUUGAUCCCUCUUAACAUUUUGGAAUUAAAUUCUAUACAUUAUCCUCCUUGAUAUUAAUAUUUUUAUAGGAAUGAAAACAUGGGAGGAAAACUUUGCGUAAAUGCUGCAUUUCAGGUAUGUCAUCAAAAUAACUCCCACACUGGCCAAUAUAUGUUCGAAUUUUAAUAACAUAUCUCGCAGAAAGGCCGACAUUUUAUUAUUGUAGCUUUAGUCGUUAAGGUUAUACGUACGUUAAACAUCAGAAGGUGGGUCCACGCCCCUUUUUCAGCUCCCAGAAAACGCUCUAAUUAAGGUAUCGCAAUUUUUACUCAAGUUAUCGGAAUUCAACUUAUCUCACAUCCGAACAUCUAAAUUUCUCGAGCACCUCCCACAUUAUAUAUUAUACUCACAUCGUGUGGUGCAGUCCGUACUUCCCCAUUCCGAUUGUUGUACGUUUGCAUCACAUCCCAGGAUCAGGGGCAGAUUGAGCCGCCUGCAGUAGUUCACCAGGCUGUCCACAGCAUAUGAGCAAGCGUUGGAUGCAUUUCCCGGAAUAUAUGCUGGAGCCAGACAAAGUCCCCUUCUUCAUUGUCCUUGGCUUGCACAGCAACUAGGUGGUGAGGAACUGGUUCUCAUCCUCCCCGUUUUUCGCGCUGCCAUCCAGCAGGUCCUUUAUUCCCUCCAAAAGCUCCUGCGUAGAGGGUAUCAACCCUUCUUGUAGGCCUGUCUUCACGCCAGGGACUUCCACGAUCUAAACAGUCGUAGCCUGUUUUGAUGUGCUUGAGCCGGAGUAAGAGGCAUGCUCAUCAGCAUUUUUUCUGCUCCUCGGCUCUCAGUGGUUAUCUUAGUUUAGACGGAAUGACUCAUCGUCUAUACAAAGGUUAAACCUCUAUCCGUAGUCCUGUUGUUGUUGUUGUUUAUACGGCUUGCUAAUCCCCGUUAGGAUGGUAAGGAUCGUUUGCGUUGUCGUCGAGGUCAUCUAACGGUAGGCUCAAGAAACGAGCUGUUUCGACGGGGUCGGACCAAAGGGAGGAGGGUGUUAGAUGAGUGGAGUUUGUAGGGCAUGCAAAGAGGUGGCCAGUGUCAUGCGGAGACUCGUUGCAUGCAGGACAUACGUUAGGUAUGUCGGGGUCGUUUCUGGAUAGGUAGGAGUUUAACCUGCUACCGUAUCCAGAACGAAGUUGCGCUAGGGUCACUCGCGUUUCUCGCGGCUAUUCGUACUCCUCGACCUUUCUGCUUAAGGCUGAUACCGCUCAUUCCCUUCCUGCGAGGAUCUUCGUAUUGACGGCUGAUGGUAUACGGGGCAAUUGGCCCCCUUUUCCCAUUCUUCUUCUUUUUGCGAGCAUUUUCGGUAAUCUCCCGAUAGGACUCGUCCGAUUCGGAGCUGCUCGUCUGCUGGGGCAGCUUUGGUGGUGCUCGAUUCAGUCGUAGUGGUCGCAGUCGAUUUCGCCUGCUGUAGAACUGUGUCUGUUGAAUAAUCCGCAUAGUUAAAAAACUUCGUAACUAGUAACUUUCUGGGAACUACGAAUUUCGAUGUCUAGUUAAUUCAGGAUAUUUAUUGUUGAUACUGUUUUGUUCUCGUAUCGGUGUUCGUCGCAGUAUCAUUAUUCCUACGAGCGCAAAAAGAAAUUGAUUUAGAGCGUUGGCAAUCCUAUGAUGGAUAACUACUGUCACCAAACUACAAAACUACCUGUCAAAAGCAUAUGGAAUAACGUGAGAAGCUAAUAAUGAAAUAAAUAUCAAAACUCGUAAAUAGUUCAAUAAAAAUUUGAUUAAGAAGAAAAUAAAAGAAAAGAAAACGGAGAUUGCUUGGUAUACAAUCUAAUGAUUAUGUCCCGCAAAUUACUUAAAAAUUCUGGGACAUGUUUGCUGCAUGGUAGAAAAUCAAUCACAAAAUUUCCUUUGGACUUCAACGCAAAAUAAAUCUGUAAAUAUUAAUAGUGAAAAUAAAGAAUGGUUAUUCUUGUGAAAGAUAUUAAACGAGUGUAAACUACAGGAUUAUAAAAUUAAUCGCGGAAGUGCGGCAUAGAAUCCAAUGUUUAAAAAUCACACAAAAGUUGGAAUCUCAGCAAAAGGCGCUACCGCAGCAGCGACCUUCAAUCAGCGUGAACCACUAAUUUUCCUCAUCAUAAUGCGUUUAAACUUAAAGAGUUUCCUAUUCGCACUCAUCGCAUUUGUAGUACUUACCGGCAUAGUAUUAUAUUAUUUUUUCCCGGAUUUCUUAUUCCCUCAUAAUUUGGUACACAGUUGGGAUCGCCGACUAAGUAUUCGCGACGGUUAUGAUUCAAACAUAAUAGGCGAUGGGUUGAACUCUAUUUCUGCCCCUCUUCAGAACAUUGAAUGCUGGAUUAAUCAAGAGUAUUCGAUACCGUGCAAGCAGAGCACAGAAAACCAUGAAGUAUACGUGCCAUUUUCAUUUUUACGGAACUAUUUUGACAUAAAUGGUGCAAUGGUAUCAACCACAAGCAGCAGUCUAAAUGAUAAUAGCAACAACAGAGGUGAUAGUGUGGUACCCCGAUUUGCAUGGUCACACAGUAACGCAAAAGUAAAUGUGCCCAAAGGGAAGUACGAUACCCGUGGACGCUUCGCCUACUUUGAAAACUACAAUGUGGAGGUACGAGAUCGUGUAAAAUGCAUAAGUGCAGCCGAAGGUGUGCCAAUAAGUACGCAGUGGGAGAAAAGUGGAUACUUUUAUCCUACCCAAAUUGCACAGUUCGCCUUGGCCCAUUAUAGUAAACAUUUAGCUGAACCACCACCAAAAAUUAAGGUGCUCGAAGAUGCUGAUACUUAUAAGGGAGUUUGGCAUACACCAAAAUCCAGCAAUAUUUCACGCAUUUGGCAUCCAAAAUUUAACACAUCUGUAAUCCAAUACGAAACAGCAAUUGGCUAUGACAGCGCAGUGAACAUGAAUGUUAAUGAAACAUUUGAACUAGUAUUAAGCGUUGAUCUGUUAUUGGUCACUAAUAGUAGUAGUCUUAUGGUUACUCUGCAAUCUCGUGAAACUAAACAAAAUUACACAUUGCACUACAUACCCGCCGAUUUGCGACUAAGUACUCAGGAGCAUAACAUAUACUAUGGCAUGGGUACUAGUGCUAUAAAUAGAUGGCGCCAUAUAACGCGAGACCUCUCAAUCGACGUACAGAAAGGUUUAAUAAACGGCAUUGAAAAGAAACUACAAUCUAAGAUACGCCGCAAUGAAUUGCGUGUAACGUCGCUUGCGUUUCUCGGUGUUGGUUUCUUCGACAACAUUACGCUUUCAACAUACGAUCAUAUGGCACAUUUUUACGAUGCUGCAGAAUGGUUUAUACAUAAUCAGGACUUAAAAAGCGGUGGUUGGCCUAAUCCGGUAAAACGUAGCUUAAACGGUUUUCCCGAACUUCGAGCUGGCUGGCUUUCAGCUAUGGGCCAAGGGCAUGCGAUUUCUGUGUUAGCCAGAGCAUACUAUCAUUCCGGUGGUGAUAAGAGGUAUUUGAAAUCAGCGGCACUAGGGCUCAAACCUUUCAGAGUUUACUCAAAUGAUGGCGGAGUACUAGCGCAGUUUAUGGACAAGUAUUAUUGGUACGAGGAAUAUCCAACAACCCCUCCUUCAUUUGUACUAAAUGGUUUCAUUUAUUCCCUAUUGGGAUUAUAUGAUCUAAAUAUGACAGCACCUUCAAGCAUUGGGCGUGAAGCUGGUCAGCUUUUCAAUCAAGGGAUGUUGUCAUUAAAGAAAAUGUUACUGCUUUACGAUACGGGCUCUGGCACCAGUUAUGAUUUGCGGCAUUUAAGUUUAGGAACCGCACCAAACUUGGCCCGAGACGAUUAUCAUGCAACGCAUGUAAGUCAAUUACUGUUAUUGUCUACAAUCGACAGUGAUCCCAUUUUAAUGGAAACGGCAGAGCGAUGGAAAGGUUACAUGUUUGGCAAACGCGCCAAACACAACUGAUGGCGUAACAGACGUAUGCGGCACAAAAAAUCGUUUAAUCCAGUGCGAAACUGAAACUCCGAGUGAUAUUAAAUUUAAUCGAAAUUAAGUUUUCUUUUAUUUACUUAAUUUUAUUAACAAAUUAUGCAUAGGCUUUACUUUUAUUAUUUGUAAUUUUUAAAUCGCUUUUCAAAAAUUAUAAUAAUUUUAGUUGCAAAUAUCAAUGUUAAAAAUAUGUCAUGCAAAUUAUAGUAUUUAUUUAUAUAUAGUGUAAAAUUUCUCAGCCAAAUUAUACAAUAUGAAAUGACUUUUGGUACAAUUUAUAAAGUUUACGUUUUACAAGCUAAUUUCUCUUAUUUUUUCAUAUAAAACAUAUAAUAUUUACAUUUAUUA
Messenger RNA from Bactrocera dorsalis (oriental fruit fly), 5072 nucleotides. RefSeq names its product D-glucuronyl C5-epimerase B (gene Hsepi). Gene Ontology annotation, biological process: heparan sulfate proteoglycan biosynthetic process. Bases 2811 to 4700 code for a protein of 629 amino acids. NCBI's taxonomy places the organism in Eukaryota, Metazoa, Arthropoda, Insecta, Diptera, Tephritidae. The transcript has 7 exons. Gene Ontology annotation, molecular function: heparosan-N-sulfate-glucuronate 5-epimerase activity. Gene Ontology annotation, cellular component: Golgi apparatus. The record is from RefSeq and is a predicted model, not a curated record.